Messenger RNA from Dromiciops gliroides (monito del monte), 855 nucleotides. RefSeq names its product homeobox B13 (gene HOXB13). NCBI's taxonomy places the organism in Eukaryota, Metazoa, Chordata, Mammalia, Microbiotheria, Microbiotheriidae. The transcript has 2 exons. Gene Ontology annotation, molecular function: RNA polymerase II cis-regulatory region sequence-specific DNA binding; DNA-binding transcription factor activity, RNA polymerase II-specific. The record is from RefSeq and is a predicted model, not a curated record. Gene Ontology annotation, biological process: regulation of transcription by RNA polymerase II. The coding region runs from base 1 to 855 and encodes 284 amino acids.
AUGGAGUCCGGUGCUUAUGCCACCUUGGAUGCUGGCAAAGAUAUCGAAGGCUUGUUGGGAGCGGGCGGGUGUCGGAAUCUGGUCUCCCACUCGCCACUGGCGAGUCACCCUUCAGCGCCUGCGCUACUGCCCACCCCCAAUUAUACCCCCAUAGAUUUGCCUGGCUCCGGGGAGCCGCCAAAGCAGUGUCACCCAUGCCCCGGGGUGCCGCAGGGAGGCUCCCCAACAUCCGUUCCUUAUGGCUACUUUGGUGGAGGCUACUAUUCCUGUCGAGUGUCCCGGAGUUCGCUGAAACCGUGCACCCAGGCAGCUACCCUGGCUGCCUAUCCCACGGAGACCACUGCAGCGGGGGAGGAGUAUCCUAGCCGUCCUGCAGAGUUUGCCUUUUAUCCUGGGUACCCAGGGCCCUAUCAGCCCGUGGCUAGUUACCUGGACGUGUCGGUGGUGCAAACUCUUGGAGGCCCUGGGGAGCCCCGCCACGACACCCUGUUGCCAGUGGACAGUUACCAGCCCUGGGCCCUCGCCAGUGGUUGGAGUGGCCAGAUGUGUUGCCAAGGGGAACAGAACCAGCCCGGUCAUUUCUGGAAGGCUGCAUUUGCAGACGCCUCGGCCCAGCAUCCGCCGGACGGCUGUUCCUACCGCCGGGGCCGCAAGAAACGGAUCCCGUAUAGCAAGGGUCAACUGAGGGAGCUGGAGCGGGAAUAUGCCGCCAACAAAUUCGUCACCAAGGACAAGAGGCGCAAGAUCUCGGCGGCUACCAGCCUUUCGGAGCGACAGAUCACCAUUUGGUUCCAGAACCGCAGAGUCAAGGAGAAGAAGGUCUUAGCUAAAAUCAAGACCAGCGCCACCCCUUGA